AUGGAUUCAGAGCAAGAAAAUGUAGAAGAAGAUACAAAAUACGCGUUCCUCCUUGGUAGUGCCUUACGCAAUAUUGACGCUGAACAAGUUUUAUCUAUAUAUGAUCACUUAAUUCCCAAAACCAUUGACAAAAUUAGGCUGGACCAAAUAAAAGAGCAAGCAAGAAAGAUAUCUGAGCUACCAGAAGAUGAGUUCAGCCAACUAGUCAGUAACGCUCGCAAUUUCAGUCUGGCUCCAGGACGUGCCAGCAUGAGUCAGCACAGUGGGAGGAGCUUGAUGCCUCCUACAAAUGUCAAUCAGCACAAUGUCAAGAAAAAACUGGGCGGUGUAUAUGUGGGAAUAGACAAUGGGGAUGAAACAGAACCCUUAAUUCAUGGCAACUCGCAUUCUAAAGUGGUUCCAUCAUUUAAGGAUGAAGACUCUGGUUUAGCCUCUUGUCAAUUUUCUGAAAGUGUUGAGGAUGAUGGCAGCGACUAUGAGCAUGCUUGUUUUGAUUACAUGCCAUCUAGAAGCCAGAGCAAGAUACGGAUUACAGAGACAAAAAAUCCCAGAUAUGAUGAAGAGGUCAAGCUAGAUUCCAGUAGCGGAGGCUCUUGUAUAGAAUCUCCUCGCAGUGAAGCUUCUGUGACUAAUGAUGAAUACAAUCUGGAUGAGGGGACAGAGAUGCAGACUUACACAGAGUUGUCCAUUAGUAAAGCUAGCAAACAUCAGUUCUGGGAUUAUAUGCCAGAGCCCAACAAGCAGUCAAGUGAUGAAUCUGAUGACUCAGACAUCCCCAGCACAGCUCAGCCCCAUCCAGUGGAAGAAACCAUCAACUUUGGUCUGGUCAGUCAACAACAGGAGCGGCUCCCAAGUCUUGCCAUCAAGGAUGACAAGUCAAGAGCUAAACAUAAAGAUGAUGAAACACUGGAUGUCAAUGGCAACCCCCAGAGCAAGGACUUGUCCAACUACCACCAGCUGCGUCUGUUGAGCUCCAGCAAACCUGUCCUGACAACCAGUCAACAUGGAGCCUCUGCCACUGAAAGACGUAAACAUCGGAAAGAAAAAGCAGCCUGGCCAAAAGCAGAUGAAUAUCAAGAUUAUAAAGGCAAUAAACCCCUGGAAGAACUCUUGUUAUAUAUAACUGGGGAUGACUGUGCUAAGUCAAGCAAAGAAACAAUCAAAGCUACAAAAAAGAAAGGAGAGAAGAAAAAACUAAUGAAUGGUCAUUUUAAGGAGAGAAGGCCUGCAGAUGUGCUUGAGGAGUCAGCUCUAAUUUCAAGGAACUUGACACUGGGUAAUGUUGUAUUCAGACCACUAGAUGGACUUGUAGCUGACUCAAUGGAGGUUACUUGUAAAGACCAGUUGAAAGCUAAGCAUGAGGACAUGGUGCAGGCAACUGACAGCAGUGAGACUCACCAAGUUCAAACAAAUUUUGGACUUGGUGAUGGUUGUGGAAAGCUGGGCCUAAAUACACGGCUCCAUGCAUGUCCUGAACACAGCCAAGAAAAACACAUAUCCAAUAUGUCCAAUUCAGGUGAAAAAGUUCACCUAGAUAUUGGUCUGGAACUUAAAAGAGAGGAAUCAUUUACAGAAGUGAGAAAGAAAAAAACUCGGCGCCUUGGUUUAAAAGGAUUGAACUGUAGCAAUCAUUUUCCCUCCUACAGAGCAAACGCUGGGCCUCGCAACCAUACACACCCACGACCAAGUAUGUCACCGCCAACAAGCAGUACAGUGUCCAACACAGCCACCAACACUUUACAUAUCACCGGCCAGUCCAAUAGAGACCUGAGCCCAUCUUCUUUUCCAGUUUUGUCGGGUCCUCGGCUAGAAGCUCGACGCAACUCAUGUGGGGACAUUUCAACUGACUUAGCAGAUAAUAAAACCUUGUAUGACAGUGAUAGAGAGUCUGUCAAAUCUCUGCCAGUCACUCACAGAACACAGAGCUCACCUGUGUAUCCUAUUUCUUACGCCACCAUGGUGUCAGCACCACGCAAGUAUGAUAGUCCUAGCUCAGAGUCUGGCGUGGCCAGUGGUUCACACAACAGCAGCGUCACCAGCAGCGUCACCACCACACCGGGCGCCCAAGUUACCUGUCAGACAAACCUGGCAAGUACCCCUGAAAGAAAAGCCACUGUAUGGAAAGGUAGUCCUCGUGAGCGCAGGCAUUCUAUAGGCUCUAGUCCUGAAGAACAGACACAAGUUGAAAAAAACAGCAUCAUACAUCGGAAUCGCCAGAAAAGUGGAAGUCAAGAAAUUUUCUUGCGAGAUACUGAAUUGUCAAACCCCAGGCAGGAAGCUGGGAGCAAUACUACACUAGAGCUGCCUCCAGUCAGCAACUGCAACUUGUCUGCCACUGCUGGGGAUGGCUUAACUUCAGGCCGGCACACCUCUCACUGCAAUAACACAAGUAAUUUGCCAGCGGAAGCGGAUAUUUUUCUCAGUGCUUGUCUUUCUUCUGCGGGUCAGAAACUGACCACCUCUGGUCAAGAAGUGAUGGGUCAGAAACUGACCACCUCUGGUCAAGAAGUGAUGGGUCAGAAACUGGCCACCUCUGGUCAAGAAGUGAUGGGUCAGAAACUGACCACCUCUGGUCAAGAAGUGAUGGGUCAGAAACUGACCACCUCUGGUCAAGAAGUGAUGGGUCAGAAACUGACCACCUCUGGUCAAGAAGUGCUGGGUCAGAAACUGACCACCUCUGGUCAAGAAGUGAUGGGUCAGAAACUGACCACCUCUGGUCAAGAAGUGAUGGGACAGAAACUGACCACCUCUGACAAAAAACUUAAGUCUGUUAUUUUCUUGGAUAAAAGGUUUGGCACUUCCCCUCCAAACCUUGGAAUAACCUUUGGCUAUGAUUUGAGCAUUGAGCCAAAAAGUGAGUGUCCCCCACAGAUUUCUCAGGUGGCUUCCAAGCUUUUGACUUGUGCUGACUCAGUUUGUACACAGUUAGCAGGACACACAAAUGGUCUCAUUAUUCCCACUGGCCUUUCUACUCAAGAUUUUCUUCAAAAUAAUUCCUUGGAUAGUAAACAAUUUUGUUCAGCUAGAAUGGACUCUGUUGAAGGGAGUUCCAUUGAGAUGUCUGUGAAAGCAACUGAAGCAUCCACUAGGAUAUCUAAUCCACUAUCAUCCAUCACAAGGGUGUCUAAUCCACCGUCAUCCAUCAAUUGUAACUCCUUAGGCCAUGUCCAGCAAUCAUUGCGGACUGGUGUCACUAGUGUAACCAAUUCUGUGGCAGUGGUCUUCUCACCUAACCACCCACCACCCCCCCUCCCCCAGGGGUCUGGUUUGACACUAGCAGGUACCCAAGUGGUGGAGCAGGCCAGCACCCCACACUCCUUGACUGUUGUUUAUGGACUGAAAAUAGUUGCAAGUAAGGGUUGUGGGAAAUUAGCAUUUCUUCCCCCCAGCACCACUCAUGAUGGGAAGGCAAGUGAAAUCUGUCAAUUUCUACACAAAAGGUGGUCUGCGGUUGAUGUUAGGAAAAAAGAUUCUCCAUAUAUGACAUUGGAAGAAGUAGAGAAAUAACUUGAUGUCCAAGUUCAUUUUCUCAGUGCUUUUAUCAAAGACAUGUGCUGACUUAAGCGCUCCAGCAUUUCUGGUCUAGCCUUCAAAUACAAAUUGAUGUACUAUUUCAGAGAUUUGAUGUCAUUAAAAAAUGUUGAGAUUGCUGCAUUAGUAUUUGCAUAGAAUGAGAAACAUUGUGGUGAGGAGCAACUGGUGAUGACAUCACAAGCUGACCUGUCAUUGAUCAUAACAUUGCCAGGUCUGAUUCCCACUUUCAAGGGCUUUCGUAGCUAGAGAUGAUCUUAGGCUGCCUACUGGGGUGUGGGCAGAUGUGUGAAUGUCUUGUGCCUAGAGAUGAUGUUAGGCUGCCUACUGGGGUGUGGGCAGAUGUGUGAAUGUCUUGUGCCUAGAGAUGAUGUUAGGCUGCCUACUGGGGUGUGGGCAGAUGUGUGAAUGUCUUGUGCCUAGAGAUGAUGUUAGGCUGCCUACUGGGGUGUGAAUGUCUUGUGUGCUUGCUGCUUCACUAAACAUUGACUAAAUGCUGGUUUCUAAAAUCAAUGUCUGAAAAUUGGUUGCACUAUUUUUUUCUGUCUAAAUGUGUCAACUAGACAGUGGCUGUAUGUUUGAGGAGUGCUGCUUGUUUACAGUGGGUGGUUUAUCAAUUCUUAAAACGUUUUUCUUAACUCAGCUUCGCGUUUGUUUGUUUGGAUGUUUGUUGUUAAAAUUGACAUCGAAAAUUAGCCCACUUCUGAUUGCUCUAGAGACCUGAAAUUUGGCAUGCAUUCUACUUUCGCCUAACAAUUUCAGAUGCAAUCAUAAAAACUAGCAAUUAGUGACCGUAAUUAGCUUAAUUUAAUUACGCCCCAAGGACCAUAAAAUUGAGGACAUGAUUUCUAAAGAUACCGACAACACUUGAGGC
Physella acuta is the source of this 4405-nucleotide messenger RNA. RefSeq lists its product as uncharacterized. The record is from RefSeq and is a predicted model, not a curated record. NCBI's taxonomy places the organism in Eukaryota, Metazoa, Mollusca, Gastropoda, Physidae.